CCCAGCACAGAGCCCAGCAAACCCAGCAGAGAGCCCAGCAGAGAUGUCUGAGGGCAAACAGGGGGGGAAGGUCAAGAGGAAGGAUCGCAACAGAGAGAAGGAGGAGGGGAAGAAGAAGAGAACAGGUGAAGGGAAGAAGAAGAGAGCAGGUAAGGCUCCUGAAAUCAAAAAGAUGUCAGUACAUCAAGUGAAGAAUGAAGGCAUGAAGUUUGUAUUGAAAUGUGAAACCAUUUCCGGAUCCCCAAAUCCCACCUUCAAGUGGUUUAAGGAUGGUGACGAGCUGAUCAAUGGAGAAUCUGACAACAUCAAGAUUAAGAAAAAGAGAAAGAAGGCAUCCGAGCUUCGGAUAGGGAAAGUCAAGCCAUCAGACUCUGGACAGUAUAAGUGUACAGCUACCAAUAGAAUGGGGCAGGACAGCUCGGAAAGCAACCUCACUGUCACACCAGCAGUUACCAAAUCUCCUCCCAUGCCUGGGUCGUCUCCCCCCACGCCUGGGUCAGGCCAUGGCAGGCCUUGCAACGACAGUGAGAAGCUCUACUGUGUGAACGGAGGACAAUGUUUCAUUAUCGACCGUAUUAAUAAAAUCUCCUGCAAGUGCCCAAAUGAAUUUACUGGUGAUCGCUGCCAAAACUACGUAAUGGCCAGUUUCUACAAGCAUCUUGGAAUUGAAUUUAUGGAGGCUGAGGAGCUGUACCAGAAACGGGUACUGACAAUAACUGGCAUCUGCAUCGCCCUGCUGGUGGUUGGCAUCAUGUGUGUGGUGGCCUAUUGCAAAACCAAGAAACAGAGGAAAAAGCUGCACGACCGUCUCAGACAGAGCCUCCGCUCCGAACGAAGCAACAUGGUGAACCUUGUGAACGGACCCCAUCACGCCAACCAUCCUGCAGAUAACGUCCAGCUUUCCAACCAGUACAUAUUAAAACACCCAGGAUCCGCUGAGCACGUUAUUGAACGGGAAACGGAAACUUCAUUCUCCACGAGUCAUUACACAUCAACAAGCCAGCACUCCACGACAGUUACUCAGACACCGAGCCACAGUUGGAGUACAGGACAAACAGAAAGCCUCGCCUCAGAUGGACGUUCUGUGCUUGUGACAUCGUCAAUAGAAACCAGCACACAGAUCAGCCCGAACAAUCACCGGGGUCGCCUCAAUGGUGUAGCAAGUCGCAGAGAGAUGCACAUCUGUAUGAAGAACUGGAGAGAAACGCCAGAUUCUCUCCGAGAUUCCCCUCACAGUGAAAGGUUUGUCUCUGCUAUGACCACUCCAGCCAGAAUGUCUCCUGUGGACUUCAGAUCACCCAUGUCCCCAACGUCCCCCGAUUCGAUCACCUCUCCUCCCGUUUCCAGCCUGACCAUCUCCAUUCCUUCCGUGGCCAUCAGCCCUUUCACGGAGGAGGAGCGGCCCCUGCUCCUGGUCACACCACCCAAGCUGCGGGUGGAGGGAAAGAGGCACCAGCCUUACAGGCAACACCGUAGCAACACCCAGGACAGCAGCAGCCUCCCACCCAGCCCACUCCGGGUGGCCGAGGACGAUGAGUACGAGACAACACAGGAGUACGAGCCGGUGCCGGAGCCGCCAAAGAAAGUGGCAGCCAGCAGGAGGGGGAAAAGAACAAAGCCCAGUAAUGGGCACGUUUCCCACAUGGCGGAGAGCGAGAGCAAUAGCAGCUCGGAGAGCAGUAGCUCUGAAAGCGAAAUGGAAGAUGAACGAAUAGGGGAGGACACACCAUUCCUGAGCAUACAGAAUCCAUUGGCAAUGGGGGUGGAAUCGCCAGCCUGCGCCUACCGGCUGACCGAUAGCAGGACUAACUCUGCCAAUAGGUACUCAGCACAGGAAGAGUUGCAAGUCAGGCUGUCCAGUGUAAUUGCUAACCAGGACCCGAUUGCUGUUUAAAACCAACUCUUAGAUGCACCUGUAAAACUUUAUUUUAUAUAAUGAAGUACUCCAGAUACUUUACUUUAAAUUAAACAAUUUUAUUUUAUUUUAGCGACAAGAGUCUUGCAGCAGGUAGAAGUCUUUUAUAGAUUAAAGUAUAUGUAUGUAUAAAUAGCGUCCGGAAUACUAAUGUGCCAUAUGUAGCGUUUUUACAGUAUUUCAACACAGAAAGAUAUCAAUGGUGCCUUUGUGUUACUUUAUGCUGAGAAAGGAGUCAAUACAACAGUUACACAGUAUUGCCACCUAUACCUUGUUAUAAGAUAAGGUCUUUGCCUGCAGAAUGCUUGUGAUCUCAGUCUCUCUUUAUUUGGGGAAGGGGAGUUCCUGGGGGUGGGGGGAUUGGGGGACAUAGAAUAGGGUAGACUAGAGCAGGUUUACCUGUAAGCUGCCUAAAGAGCUAGGACACUGUUGUGUGCAAUUGGCUGCCACG
Callorhinchus milii (elephant shark) is the source of this 2366-nucleotide messenger RNA. RefSeq names its product neuregulin 1 (gene nrg1). Gene Ontology annotation, biological process: intracellular signal transduction; animal organ development; cell differentiation. NCBI's taxonomy places the organism in Eukaryota, Metazoa, Chordata, Chondrichthyes, Chimaeriformes, Callorhinchidae. The record is from RefSeq and is a predicted model, not a curated record. Bases 44 to 1894 code for a protein of 616 amino acids. The transcript has 11 exons. Gene Ontology annotation, molecular function: chemorepellent activity; protein tyrosine kinase activator activity.